Messenger RNA from Cryptotermes secundus, 2754 nucleotides. RefSeq lists its product as uncharacterized. The record is from RefSeq and is a predicted model, not a curated record. Bases 133 to 1878 code for a protein of 581 amino acids. Gene Ontology annotation, biological process: SCF-dependent proteasomal ubiquitin-dependent protein catabolic process. Gene Ontology annotation, molecular function: protein binding. NCBI's taxonomy places the organism in Eukaryota, Metazoa, Arthropoda, Insecta, Blattodea, Kalotermitidae. The transcript is spliced from 11 exons.
UGUUCGUGAGAUACGAAAGCUGAAUGUGGCACAUGAUUUUGAGACAUGUAUACGUAUGUAACAUCGCAACCAUCGCAACUGUUACAUUGGAAAAAUUGUUUAUAGGUACAAGUGAAUCCACUGCAUAUAGAAAUGAGUGUUCUGAAUUUACCAACUGAGGUGUUGGUUCAUAUAUUCGAAUAUGUAAAGGGAGGAGACAUACUGAAUCUGAGUGUAACAUGCAAAAGAUUCAACGAAAUUCUGGAAGCUAAAACACUAACAAGAAAAUUAAGCUUUGCAGGAUGUUAUACUGCCAACAUCUCUCAUAUAAAAUGUUAUCUGAAGCCAAAGAUACGUCAUGAAAAUGUCAAGGAAUUUGACCUAACAAGUUGCUACUGGCUGAAGUCUAUAGAUAUUCGAGAGUGUGUGUUGAAACUUUCAAAUCUCGAUUCUCUUUAUGUAGCAGAUACUUCCCUAACCUGGAGGCAUCUCUUGAUGAUCUUAAAUAAAUGUCAGUUAAAACGGCUUUCGUGGUCAUGGAAUCAUAGACUUGACCUCUGUAGGACUUCAAUAUAUAUGGAUAUAGAGUUCAUCUCACCUCAGCUUGGUCACUUGGAGUUUAUGCUUGUAUAUAUAAAGACUCCCAUCUUCGGCCGUGGUGAUCUGGAUGUACUUUGCACCUGGCUUGUACAUUGUACUGCUCUCAAGGAGUUAUGGGUUAUUGUACCAGAACAAACGCGUAGUUUCACUGCUUCCAGUGAGUUUGGACUUCCCAGUAGACAAUUAGAUUUUCCACAUCUGCAUACACUUGUUAUGUCUCAGUUUUGCUGUAAUAGAUCUGAUGGCCUCGUCAACAAUCUGUUCAGCAUUAUCUUGAGAGGCUGCAAAUUUAAUACUGCAUGGCAUUGCUUCUGGAUUGCAAUGGAAAAUCUGAGAUGGGCAGGUGAUUUAUCUGUAGAUGUAUCUGAAGCUGCAACACUUGUAUUAUCUCAGAUAGAUAUAAGAAGUAAGCCUGAAGACUGUCCAAAACUCGAGCAUUUAUCAUGGUCUAAAGGAGGUUUUCAUCAGCUAGAGUCUGCUUUUGAGAGCCCGAGCCAAACCGUGAAGAAGUUUAUUUUGAACUCAUUAUGCAUGAAAGUGAAGUGGGAUUCUUUAUGGAGUUUGCUCACCAACUUGGAGGAGCUGAAUGUAAUGUAUUGUAUGACAGACAUACGGAGCGUAUGCUCUCAGAAGAACCUCCGUAAACUGGCAUUACCUAUAUGCAUUAUUAGAGAAAAGGAAGGGUCAGACAGCAGCCAGACGUCGGAAUCACAUGAUAUAAUUCAAGUAGUUGUUGAGACAUGCCCUAAUAUUGAAGAAUUUGAGUUUACUCCAUGUUUUCGCUGUGGAUCAGAGAAUGAACACACCUGUUCUAAACAUCAGGAAUCAUCAUUUGUGCUGUUUUCAAAAUGGAAAAACCUCCGUCGGCUCAAACUGGAGGGGCUAAAGUGUGUUCGGUCUGGGAACUUUUUCAUGCAGAUUUUCAAGUCUUGUGAGAAUCUGGAAAGUAUUUCACUAAAAAAUCUUGGUCUCAGGGGGAACUGCAACUACUUGUUUGAACUCUGCAGUGCUCUGAAAUGUUGCAAGAAUUUGAGAGAUUUUAGAAUUGAGCAGCCUAAUAUCUUAGUAACAGACAGACUGUUCAUGGCAUUACAGAGAUGUCCUCUGAUAGAAAGGGUUUGUGUGAUCAGUACUGAGAACAGCCGUCUGUCAAGUGAAUCAUCAGUGAUAAAUUUAGUAUCUGGGGCCCCAAAACUUGUCUUCCUGUACAUAUGGCUGUUCAGACUGACUCAGGUAGCAUGCAGACAAAUUAGAAGGUGUAUCUCUGAAAGUUUAUUGAAUAGAUGCAUCAAUUGGUAGCCAACUUCCACAGCAAUAGAGGAAUUGAUGGAAGGAGUGUUUCCCCUAUGGUCUGUGCUGAGAUUGUCUGGUGAGAACCAACUGGACAAACAAACAAGUCAAUACUGGGUCAGUGUUUGGAGUCAGAGGUUAGCAGCCAUUUCCUAGCAACAACUAGUGACAACAGAAUAACAAACAGAAGACUUCAUGUGCACUAUAGUUAUAGUGAUAUAGAGAGUGUGCAUGUCAGACUGUUAUAGUCAUUUUUACUUACGAGUUAUAAGCAUUAUUGGUACAUGGAAUGUAAGAAGUCUCUGUAGGGCAGUUUCGCUGAUGACAGUUAACGGAAGAAAUAUCAAAAUAUAAGUUAGAUGUAGUGGGAAUACAGAAAGUCAGAUGGGACAGAGGUGGCACUGAACCAGCAGACAAAUAUACAUCUUUCUGUUGAAAGGGGAUUGAGAAUGAUCAAUUAGGAACAGUUUUUUUUCUUAUGCAUAAGAGAAUCAUAACAGCAGUUAAGAGGGUAGAGUUUGUUAGUGAUAGGAUGUUGUACAUGAUACUGAGAGAGGUCACUGCUGUGAUAUAAUUGUUCUGAAUGUUCUUGACCUAACAAAGGAUAAAACUGAUGAUAUGAAGGACAGCUUCUGUGAUGAACUAGAAUGUGUAUUCGAUAAAUUACCUAAAUAGCAAAGAACAAAGAACAGUGGAACUAGAGAACAGUCAUUACUGGGUAACAGCUGUGUAACACACAGCAGUGGAAUAACUGUUGGAAGUGUUGCAGCUGAACCCCAAAAGCAAAUGUUAUGCUUUACAUAUAUCAUGAAAAUCUAAGAACAAAAAUUUUUUUUUAAUCCUUGGUUAGCAGGCAUGGCAUAAUAACCCCUUCUGAUGUAAAAA